Messenger RNA from Adelges cooleyi (spruce gall adelgid), 2398 nucleotides. RefSeq lists its product as uncharacterized. The transcript has a single exon. NCBI's taxonomy places the organism in Eukaryota, Metazoa, Arthropoda, Insecta, Hemiptera, Adelgidae. Bases 587 to 2005 code for a protein of 472 amino acids. The record is from RefSeq and is a predicted model, not a curated record.
GGGUGGUAGUCGACGGGAUGACGAAGAUGAACAAUCGUUUGUGCAACAACAGUCCAUUGAAUUAGACUACGAUAGUUUAGAACCUCAAAACGCAAACGGUUGGAGACCUAUUCACCCAAACUACGGAUCGUUAAGGCCGCGAUUUGAACAACCCCGAAAAAAGCUCGCACCAAAAAAAAUUUCUGGAUACGGAGCUCAUCAAAUACCGGUGACCGAGGGUAAUAGUUAUUACCAAAAUCCUCAAUCGCAGCGUUUGACAUUCAAGCAAAGACAACCACAAAGUUUCGACAACAUACCCUAUUCACCAUAUGAUGUGGAGGAAAGAAGACCGUUAAGAGUGUACAAAGAAGAUACUCAACCGUUGAGACAGCAAGUGAACAACAUUCGUCCAUUGAGAAUACGCAAUGAGGACAUACUACCGUUGAAAACGUAUUCUAAAAUAGAAAGGAACCCGCCUAGAUCAGCUAAAGCCAGACGGCCCGCCGAACCUUUAGACGAAGAGGAAGAAGAAAACGAACCCAAGCCUUUACAGUCUAGACGGCAGCCGACUAGAAAACGACAAAUUUGCCAUAAAAUAAAAAAAUCGAUGACGCCAAGUGAUAUUGAGGAUCAUGACGUGAUUGGCAGGAAAAUGACAUGCAUGAGGUGCAAAGAUAUAGCGUCGGGUGGAUCAUUUGAAAAAUGUUCGUACUCAUCUCAACCACAGUCCGGAGAAUACUAUAGAGACACGCAGGUAAUCAAGGAGACGCCAGCUAGGGGGAAAGCUGCUCGGUUUAAGAGAAGGGUCGUAGACAGAAAACCACAGAGUGAAGAAGUAGAAGACUACGAGUACGAAAACGCUAAUCAAGCAGAGGAAUCGGAAGAGGAGCCGGAGUACGUCUACAAUCCAGAAGCGGUGGCUGAAAGUGACAACGAAGAUCCGGAGAAUCACGAAGCGGCCGAAAACGAAAGUGAAGAGUACCGAAUACCUGCCAUGCCGAUCAAGUCAGCCACGUGCUCUAAGGUAAAAAAGAAGGGUAAUAUAUGUAACGUGUGCAGGGACAACCUGACUAAUAGAAAGUACGAGACUUGCGAAUACGAGUCGGAUCCUGACAACAACGCCUACGAAUAUUCAACGCAAAACGUGUACGGUAGUCCCAGGUACAAGAGACAGUUGGACAGCGACCGAACAUACGACGAUUACUUCAAGAAGUUGUUUCCAGAGCUGGGUUCAGACAGGAAGAGUUCGUUGGCGACCAAGUUUUCGUCCAAAGACGGCGACUUUGGGUUCCUAGACAACGGGCAGAUAGGUUUCAAGAAGACCAAGUCCAAGCUGCUCGGCGGCAAGGAUCUGAGCAUUAAUUUCGAUUCAGGCGAGGAAAGCGAGGUGAGCCGGAUGUUGGGCGAAUUUCGCAACAAAGACCGGUCCAAAUGCAAAAAGUCGCUAAAAGACAAAAUGACCUGUUACAAGUGCAAGGACGAAAAGGGGUCAGAAACCGAAGAGUGCAUGUACAUUACGGACGGAGGUCCGAAAGAACACAAACAGUCGUACCACGAGACUAAAAAGUUCAACAAUAACCCGCUGAAUGAAGGAGCCAAGUCGACCAACCAGAACAGUACUCAACAUCAACCCGCGUCGUCGUCCCUGUCGCAUGCAUACGCCCCGUUGUUCAGGUCCGCUUACGAGCCUACAGGAGCUUAUUCUGAUUACCGGCCACAUAGAAGACGCAACAACUACAGACUUCAUAAGAAUCCGGUUGUCGAGGAGCCGGUGGAGUCCGUAGAGGAACAAGACGACCAGUCUGAGGCGCAGAGCUCGAGUAGUGAAGACUACGAGGAAGACCCGACCGCCAAAAGGGUAUCGAGGCACGAUCUACCGGAAGUAGAUCCUUUUGGACCGGAAGGAGCAUUCAGCGAAGAAACUGUACCCGUGUAUGAUGCACAACUUGGCACCUGGUUGCCGAGAUACAUGGUGAUGAAAUCCGAAGAAGAGGCAUCCGUCGAUGCAGAACUCGGAUUCGAUUAAAAUGAAAAAUAAAAUAAUAGCAUAUACUCAGUAUUUAGUUACUAUACUAUUAAGGGUGGUCUACAAGCUGAUAUACGUAUAUUAUUAUUCCCAUACGAGUCAUACUUUUAAAAUACAUCGGUGUUAUAAUUAGGGUUGUAUUUAACAGAUAUUAUAAUAUGUUAUAAAUGUGACUCGUAAAUCGAAGUUAAUUUUUUGUUUGUGUAUUGUUGUACCUAUAAUCUAUAUCGUUGCAUAAUACAAUUAGUGCUGCUCUAUUCGAUUAUAAGUAAUUUUAUAAUUUAUUUUUGUUGAAUAUUAUUGGAGUUAUUAUUGUUUUUAAAUAAAAUGUUUAUGUAAAAUAGUAAUUUUUAGUUUUUAUAUAUAGGUACAUAUUUAUAUUAUUUAUUCUUU